CCCAGUGCAUCUUGCCGUUAAAAGCGGCAAAGUACAUCCGCCUAAUGAGGAGGUUGAGAGAGGGGACAAUGGCGGUGAUGAGAAGGGGAGAGUGGAAGCAAGAGGAGGAGAUGGGGGAGGAGGAAGAGGAGGAGGAGGAGGAGGAGGAGGAGGAGGAGAAAGAGGAGGAGGAAGAAGAGGAGGAAAAGGAGGAGAAGGAAUGGGAGGGGAAGGGUGGGAGAAGCACAAA
This is a messenger RNA of Chara braunii, 229 nucleotides long. NCBI's taxonomy places the organism in Eukaryota, Viridiplantae, Streptophyta, Charophyceae, Charales, Characeae. The record is from the annotation of a GenBank genome assembly.